ACCACCUGGCUUCUUAAAGGGGCCCUGGGGCAGUGAUUGCCACCAGCCAUGGCUCCCAAAAAGAAGAUAACCAAGGGGGCCAAGGAGCCCGAGGUCAAGAAGAAGAAAGGUGGCAAGAAGGAUGCCAGCAUAGCCAACAAGCCCAUGGAAAUGACUUUAGGCGAGGAGAACCGAGAAUUCUACCAUAUCCAGAUCCGGGACCUGGAGGACAGGCUGGCCCGGUACCAGCGGAAGUGGGAUGAGCUGGCCGUUCAGGAGAAGCUGUUCCGCCAGGAGUUUGAGCAGUUGGCCAACAACAAGAAGGAGAUCGUGGCCUUCCUCAAGCGCACACUCAACCAGCGCGUGGAUGAGAUCACUGACCUCAAUGAGCAGCUCCAGAGCCUGCAGCUGGCCAAGGAAAUGGAGAAGGACGCCUUUGAGGCACAGCUAGCCCAGGUGCGCCAUGAGUUCCAGGAGACCAAGGACCAGCUCACCACAGAGAACAUCAUCCUUGGGGGGAAGCUGGCAGCUCUGGAAGAGUUCCGGCUGCAGAAAGAGGAACUCACAGAAAAGUUCGCGACCCUGGAGGACCAGCUACGGAAGCAGGAGUGUGACUACAAGGAUUACGUGUACAACCUAGAGAAGAAGUCUGUGCUGGACAAGGACAGACUGAGGAAGGAGAUCAUCCAGCGCGUGAACUUGGUGGCCAUGGAGUUCCGCAAGGUGGCCACUAACCAGAUGUGGGACACGACAAAGCGAGCCAUCAUGGAGAACAACACGGUCACCCUGCAGCUGUCCAAGAUAUCCCGGCAAGGCAUGCAGCUGCUGCAGGAGAAUGAGCAGCUCAAGGGCACCCAGGACAAGCUGUGCGAACAGCUGGAUCUGUUGGAGAACACCCAGAAGGCCAUGGCCAGGCAUAGUAGAGGCCACCAUAAGAUCAUCCUCAUGCUGACUGAGAAGUGCCUCGAGCAGCAGCAGAGCAUGGCAGAAGCCGAGCAGCUUCGCCUCCAGCUGAGCCAACUGGAGCAGAGCCUCAGGCAACUGCAGCAGGACAACCAGGCCCUGAGGAGUCAGAGAGACCAGCUCAACUUGCAGCUAGAGAGGCAGCAGACUAAGGCACAACAGCUACAGCAGGAGCUGACUGAAGAGCAGAAGGUUCGGGCAACUCUGGAGACAGCCCUGGCCCAUGCCACCUUCUUCCUACAGGACAUUCUACAGAUGCAACCUGACGAGGAGGACGGCGACUUUGAUGUAGUGUUCCAGCUACAGUGUAAGGAGAUGCUGCAGCAGCUGCUGACCAUGCUCAGCUCGGCCAUGGUCCUAAGUCCCCAGCUGGCUGUGUGUCCCCGCCGGGAGAGCAAGCCCCAUGGCCCACCCAAGGAGAGCCAACCUAGCACCCAGCCACCCAAGAUGGGGUCUCUGCCUUGGCAGCUAUCCAGCAUCACACCCUACCAGCCGGGGGACCUGGGCCUGGUGCCACGACGGGCCCACAUCCCACCCAACCCUGAAGACCUCAGGCUGCUCUCACACACCACCCGUGUGGGAACCUUCCAGGUGCAUAGCUGCCCUGAGAUCCACACCUCUGGUUCUCCAAAAAGGUUCAAAAAGUUUAGUCUUCCCGAAGUUUCUCUACUUUCUAAGUAAGACACAGAGAGAUGACCAACCCCUAUUCCAGAAGUGGGCCACUGUGGCCACAGUCUCCUCUUUAAUUAACAGGCAACCUGGGGCAGCCCAGAGAAGAGUUCUAUAAAAAGUGAAUACCACAAA
Messenger RNA from Mustela lutreola (European mink), 1746 nucleotides. It is a transcript of the gene CFAP157, whose product is annotated as cilia and flagella associated protein 157. The coding region runs from base 49 to 1623 and encodes 524 amino acids. Gene Ontology annotation, cellular component: cilium; ciliary basal body. The record is from RefSeq and is a predicted model, not a curated record. The transcript has 9 exons. Gene Ontology annotation, biological process: sperm axoneme assembly. NCBI's taxonomy places the organism in Eukaryota, Metazoa, Chordata, Mammalia, Carnivora, Mustelidae. Gene Ontology annotation, molecular function: microtubule binding.